CAGGGGAGGCGACGUGAUUCUCGCCCAUUCAACUUAGGCGACGCGAUAUACCCAAGAUCUCCAACUUGGAUAUCCUUCAGCGACCAAACUGUGACGAUAACAGCGACGAAUUCAAGCUCAUUUGUUGUUUGCUUUGUUUCCUUGUGCUCUGGGGACACAUUACCAACGUUCUUCCCCAACUUAACCCGUGGCGGCGUGUAAAUCGCCCACGAUCCCGGCGUCGCUUAAAAACACCCCGCACUAAAAACCGGCGCCGCCUUUUUUUCUUCCAGAACAAUAUAACACCAAACAGCCUAGAAACAAAAAAAAAUAAGCCUUUUCCGAGUUGGAAUACCUCAGAAUGGCUGGUGACGCAAUGGACGUGGAAAAGGCUGAGCAGAAGCUCAAGUCUAUGGACCACUCAGAACAGCAUUACUUUAACAGCUAUAACCACCAUGGCAUCCACGAGGAGAUGCUCAAGGACGAGGUCCGCACAAAAUCCUACAUGAACGCGAUUGUGCAAAACAAGCACUUGUUCAAGGACAAGGUCGUGCUCGACGUCGGCUGCGGUACAGCAAUUCUGUCCAUGUUCGCAGUCAAGGCCGGUGCCAAACACGUCAUUGGCGUCGACAUGUCAACCAUCAUCUUCAAGGCCCGCGAGAUUGUCGCCCUCAACGGCAUGGCCGACAAGAUCACGCUCAUCCAGGGCAAGAUGGAGGAGAUCGAGAUGCCGUUCCCCCAGGUCGACAUCAUCAUCUCGGAGUGGAUGGGAUACUUUUUGCUCUACGAGAGCAUGCUCGACACGGUCCUGUACGCCCGCGACAGGUAUCUGGUCAAGGACGGCCUCAUCUUCCCCGACAAGGCCAUCAUCUACGCCGCGGGCAUCGAGGACGGCGAGUACAAGGACGAGAAGAUUGGCUUCUGGGACAACGUCUACGGCUUCGACUACUCGCCGCUCAAGGAGACGGCCCUGUCGGAGCCCCUGGUCGACACGGUCGACAUCAAGGCCGUCGUCACCGACCCGGCCCCGGUCCUGACCCUGGACCUGUACAAGUGCACCACGGCCGACCUGGCCUUCAGCAUACCCUUCAGCCUGACGGCCCGCCGCGACGACUUCAUCCACGCCCUGGUCUCGUGGUUCGACAUUGAGUUUGCCGCCUGCCACAAGCCCAUCCGCUUCUCCACAGGACCCCACACAAAGUACACCCACUGGAAGCAGACCGUCUUCUACCUCAACGAGGUCGUCACCGUCCACCAGGGCGAGGAGGUCAAGUGCAACCUGCAGGUCAAGCCCAACGACAAGAACCGUCGCGACCUCGACAUCAAGCUCGACUACACCCUCGAGACCCAGGACCAGACUAGGACGGCUGGUGGGGAGUGCACGUACAAGAUGUGCUAAGUUGCGAGGAUGAGGGGAGAGAUGGACUUGUUUAAAAGUCGAGAAGAAGAAGAAGAAAAAAACAAACCAAUAUAUCCUUGUUACCUUUUUUUCAUGCAACAGGGAUUGUUGAGCUCGUGCUGAGAGUAGAUGCUGUUUCUUUCUUGACUUUUGACAAAUGACAAACUUUUGACGA
Molecule: messenger RNA, 1553 nt
Organism: Pyricularia grisea
Lineage: Eukaryota; Fungi; Ascomycota; Sordariomycetes; Magnaporthales; Pyriculariaceae
Exons: 3
Coding region: 341-1378 (345 amino acids)
Biological process (GO): peptidyl-arginine methylation
Cellular component (GO): nucleus
Molecular function (GO): protein-arginine N-methyltransferase activity
Source: RefSeq, a predicted model, not a curated record